This is a messenger RNA of Bactrocera latifrons, 1060 nucleotides long. RefSeq lists its product as uncharacterized. The record is from RefSeq and is a predicted model, not a curated record. The transcript is spliced from 2 exons. Bases 73 to 807 code for a protein of 244 amino acids. NCBI's taxonomy places the organism in Eukaryota, Metazoa, Arthropoda, Insecta, Diptera, Tephritidae.
UUGAAGUGUGUGGCAUUAAUCGUUUGCGGCAUUUCUAACAACCCUUUCUAAGUGCAAACAAUAGUCAGAGCAAUGCAAAUAUUGCAAAAACUGGCAUUGUGCCUCUUAGCGAGCACCUGCUUGUGUGUACCGACAGAUAAACUGCUGCGCAGCACUGAAAUCAAGCUGUUGGAAUUAAUGAAGGACACACGCGCUGAGCAACGCGACAAUCCGGAACAAAGUCUGGCUUGUUUCGAAUACUAUCUAAAGGUCUUCGAGCAGCUGAACGUGGAGUAUCGCGAAAGCUAUGCGGCAUGCUUGGCUACAGCGCGGCAUAAGCGCGAUCAGAUAGAUGAGAGCACACAGCCUGAGCGCGACGCUAUUGAGGAGUCGGCGCUCUCGACAUGCACGGCACUGAAGGGAUGCGCGCAGUUGGCCGAUUCAGUUCUCUAUUUCAAUUGUUUUGCGAUUAAUGGCAAGCAAGGUAGCGAAAAUAUGUACAAAAUUUCAGCGGAUGCCAGUGAGACGCUGGCAGAAGUAAGCGAACAAUAUCGUUUGAUCGAAACUGAGGAGCACCGUUGUACGAAUGCCACAGGUCGCGUCUAUGUGGAAAAGUCCCAUCAGGCUAGUGAGGAUUUGUCGAGCUGUCUUCGUGGCGAAAUAACUGUACCCUCACCAACGUCCACUGCAUCGACGCCGCCCAGCGAAGACUCUAGCACAACUGGACCGGGCAUGAAUUGGAAAAGUGACCAUAUUUCUGAUGAUGAACUUCUGCUUGCAAUUGAUUCACAUGAUGUGAGUGCAUAUCGCAAGCCAAACGGCACAUAAAUAGUGAAAUUAAAAUGUGGAUAUGUCUUAUUUAAUUCGGUAUAACCCUUAUAGCACUUAUGAGUAUGACGCGUAAACCAAUUUAAUAAGAUUUUAUGAAGCUUUUAUUACUGAAAUGAUUUGCUGAAAGAAACCACGUAUUAGAAAGUAUACUUUGUAUACAUUGUGUGUAGUAGAGAGUUAACUUGAAAUACAUUUUAGUGUACCAUAUGUAAAUUUUGUAGUCAAAAACUAAAAGCGUUGAAAACCUUAA